GAUAGAAUAUAGACACUGCUAUUCUAUGAUUUUAGGCAGAGUUAUAUCACAUCAUAAUUUAUUAUCAUAGGGCAUAAAAAAUGGAAGUUCUAGAGGUGAGUUGUUGAGUUGAGGCAGGGGAGGAGUGGCUGGUUCUUAUAGUUGCUGGCUUGUGAGCUACAUGCUCUCUUUAAGCCCCAACAAGCAAUAGUUUUUGUUGAACUCUCAAGGAGAACUUUUCAAAGGGAAGAAGAAGUUAUGGCAAUGAACUAUGUGAGGUCUGUUAGACACAUUCUUACCACCAAAGAAGCAGUUGGAGUUGCAAGCAAGCGAGCUUUUGCCACCGGUAAAGCAAAGAAAGGAUCUAAAGGGGGUGGAGCUGGUGAUGGACCCAAAGCAUCAUCUCUUAGCAAAGAAGUCAAGUCAAGUACAGUUGUUGGUGCCAACAUUCUCAAGGAGGGAUCUGAUCCAAAAAUCCUACCUGAUUCAGAAUACCCUGACUGGUUGUGGCAUCUGCUUGACAAACGCCCGGCGCUAAGUGAGUUACGUAGGAAGAACAUUGAAACACUCUCUUAUGAAUAUCUAAAACGCUAUGUUAAGCUGGAUAACCGAGCUAGGAUCAAGGAGAAUAACUCUCUCAAGGCAAAGAACUGAUUCAAUGGUCGAAUGGAGAAAUUGCUAGGAAAUGACAUCGCGGAGCUAUUUCCCUUCCUUCUAGUUUUUAUGGUUCUCAGUCUUUUGGGAUUCAUUUAUGUUAUUGAUUUGCUCAAUUGUGAGCAAAUCCGUUAAAAGAAUUGCAUGGUUUAGUACUUUUUAUGGUUCUUUCGACAACUUUUCUGUCUGUUUUUCCCCCUGGGAUGUUUAGUAGAGGAAUACUGAUUGCCUUUGUUAAUUGCAUAGAAUCUUGUCUA
Molecule: messenger RNA, 890 nt
Organism: Lotus japonicus
Lineage: Eukaryota; Viridiplantae; Streptophyta; Magnoliopsida; Fabales; Fabaceae
Product: 54S ribosomal protein L37, mitochondrial-like
Exons: 2
Coding region: 238-633 (131 amino acids)
Cellular component (GO): mitochondrial large ribosomal subunit
Molecular function (GO): structural constituent of ribosome
Source: RefSeq, a predicted model, not a curated record